CAGCUGCCAAAGCACAGGUUCGUCUCUGAAAAGGUUCAAUCAUCCCAACAGCUGUCAUGGACAACGUGAAGCCACGCAGCAAUGAUGAGGAUGAAGAGCUACACUCUACAGACCAAGAGAGUAAAGAGAAGAGCAAAGAUAAAAAGACCCUGUGCAAAGUAAAGUGGUCCCGAGAUGAGGAUGAAAAGCUGAAAAAACUUGUAGAGCAGCAUGGAACUGACUCCUGGAAACUAAUCGCAAACUUUUUUUCAGGGAGGACAGAUGGCCAAUGUCAGCACCGCUGGCAGAAGGUGCUCAACCCGGAGCUGGUGAAAGGACCGUGGACAAAAGAGGAGGAUCAAAAGGUUAUUGACCUGGUGCACAAGUACGGCCCAAAGCGUUGGUCAGUGAUCGCCAAGCACCUCCAGGGCAGGAUUGGAAAGCAGUGCCGUGAACGGUGGCACAACCACCUUAACCCCGAGGUGAAGAAGUCUUCAUGGACUCAGGAAGAGGACAGAAUCAUCUACGAUGCCCACAAACGACUUGGCAACCGCUGGGCCGAGAUCUCCAAGCUUCUUCCUGGACGGACAGACAACUCCAUCAAGAACCAUUGGAACUCCACCAUGAGGAGAAAGGUGGAGCAUGAGGGAUACCUGCAAGAUGGCAGCAAGAGUUUCACCUCCGCCCAUGCUGGAAUGAGGAGACGCCACCACAGGUCGUGUCCUCCAACACCAACAGAGCUCCAGCACUGUGAUCGCAGUCCUCUGCCUAUACCUGGACCCAACCAGAUGGGCAGCUAUCCUUAUGAUUCUCUAAGUCGACACUUGAUGGACGGUCUUCCUGAUAAUUCUGGCUUCUUAUCGCCAUCCUGCCUGGAUGAUCCUGACAAAGAGCAAAGAAUUAAGGAGCUUGAGCUGCUGCUUAUGUCAGCAGAGAAUGAAGUCCAACGACAAGCGCAGUGCAGAGGUCCACGUAGUUUGGAGCAGUACUCAGCCUGGUCCGACAGUGUGUCAGAUGACACAAUGACUACGAGUAGCAGCAGCAUAGAGGAGCAGGUGGAGGGAAGGCCCUGGAGGGGGUCUGAGAUCCCUCAUGGACCUCCAUCACAGCUUCCUGUCUCCCCCAGCAAGUUCCUGGCUGUAGAGGCCAGCGCUGUGCUCUCCACCCUGCAGACCAUACCAGAGUUCGCAGAAACCAUGGAGCUCAUCGAUUCGAUGUGUUUUGCUCUGCAGGACCCUGUUGCGUGGAGCGACGUGGCCAGUUUCGACUUGUCCGAGACAGAGACGCCGCCCAGGCACAACCAGGCAGGCUACACCACCCUCCUGCAAGAGAGGACGAUUGACAAUUCAAUGGCCUUCACAGUCAACAGUCCGCCAUCCAUCUCUAGACGGGAUAAGAACUGUGAUUCAUUUGGUCUGGGCAGUGUCUCCUCCUUGACUCCUAUCAACUCAUCCAAACCCACCCAAGCAUCCAUUGGGAGGAGGAGGAGGAGAGAUAGGGGGGAACCGUCUCCCUCCUGUGACAGGACCUGCUCUUCCUUCUUGGCAAAUAUCUCAAAUUCUCCCAAGAAAACGCCCACAAAGUCACAGCCAUUCACCCCAUCACGAUUCUGCAACAUAUCAGGGGCGGAGCAUCUGAAUCUGGAUAACCCCGCCCUCACCUCAACGCCUGUGUGUGGCCAAAGGUGUCUCCUCAACACGCCGCUGCACAAAGAGACCACACCUAAGCACCAGAAAGAGAAUGAUGGUUCACGGACCCCUAAAUUUCGUAAAACUGUCAUGAUUCCAACCCCGAGGACGCCGACUCCCUUCAAAAAUGCUUUGGCUGCCCAGGAGAAAAUGCAUGGGCCACUAAAGAUGGAGCCACAGCCGUUGGCAUUUCUAGAAGAAGACAUUCGAGAAGUUUUGAAGCGGGAGACCGGGUCAGACAUCUUCAACAGAUUGGACCUCCAGCCAGAUUACAGAGCAUGGAAACAAAAUAUCGAUGGCCCAGCUAGAAAGGUGCGCAAGUCUCUUGUGCUGGACCCCUGGGGGAAAGACUGCCCCAACAUCCAACACUUCCAAGAGCAACUCAACAACGCACAAGUGCCAGGUGACAGUAUACUGACAGGCUCUUCACUCGUCACCCAAAUACCCGAGCAAGAAGAGUGUAGGCGUUCUUUGACCUCUGGGCGAGAGGAGCCCUCAUUAGUUCCCGUUCAUCCUCAUCGCUUUAGUAGCCCUCGGAUGAAGAAGCUUCUUGCCUCCCACAAAGCACCAAAACAUGCCAUGGUACAGGUGAGUGAGUGGGAAGCAGUGGUUUAUGGGAAGACAGAGGACCAGCUGAUCAUGACAGAACAGGCCCGUCAGUACCUGAACCCCUACACGUCGUCUGGCUCUACCUCAAGGGCCCUGGUGCUUUAAAGCCGUCCCCUCGCUGAGCAUGCAACACUACUACGCCCAUCCAACAACUAAAACCUCCAUCGAAUCCUGAAAGAGACAAUCCAGUUUUAUUUUUCUUUGGAGCGGUAAUGCACUGCCAAGGAGGUCUACAGACAUGC
Molecule: messenger RNA, 2518 nt
Organism: Anoplopoma fimbria (sablefish)
Lineage: Eukaryota; Metazoa; Chordata; Actinopteri; Perciformes; Anoplopomatidae
Gene: mybl1
Product: v-myb avian myeloblastosis viral oncogene homolog-like 1
Exons: 16
Coding region: 57-2381 (774 amino acids)
Biological process (GO): regulation of DNA-templated transcription
Cellular component (GO): nucleus
Molecular function (GO): DNA-binding transcription factor activity, RNA polymerase II-specific; RNA polymerase II cis-regulatory region sequence-specific DNA binding
Source: RefSeq, a predicted model, not a curated record